CCCUAUUGAAAUGGAGAACGAAACAGAAAUGAGCAAUUUCGACGUGAGUACGCUAAGGAACAGCCUCCCUCAGAAGAGAGGAUUGUCACGGCAUUACUCGGGGAAAUCAAGAUCGUUUAUGUGCAUGGCAGAUGUGCGUUGCCUUGAAGAUCUCAAGAAACAAGAACACCCAGAUGCAAAGAAGAGGAAGAAAUAUACAGACAGGAAAGACAUUCAUCAUCCUUAUAAUUGUCGAAGAGUAUCCAGUAGCAAUCAAUUUUCCACACCUUACAUUGGUGUGUAAAUAGCAGAAGUUGAGGCACGCCAUUACUCAUUUCCAAUUUCCUGUUAUCAGAUGGUGUGCUUACAUUCCCAGGCUUGUGUGAAAGAUGGCGAUCCAGUUCUUUGCGCAGAAAUGUUUGAAACAGACUCGAACAAGAUUCCUGUCUCGGUCAUCCCCGUUUCUCCAAUCCAUUUCUAAUAACCAUAGCUUAGAAUU
This is a messenger RNA of Rubroshorea leprosula, 478 nucleotides long. The record is from the annotation of a GenBank genome assembly. Lineage: Eukaryota; Viridiplantae; Streptophyta; Magnoliopsida; Malvales; Dipterocarpaceae.